GUACAGUAAUACACAACUUCAUCGCCAUAUAAUACUGUGACAAAAGAACAUGAAGCCUGCUUGAGUCGGAGACAGCUUUGCAUUUAGACUGUCCUGUUCGCCGCAAGGCUUUGCCAACGGAGCUGGCGGCCAUGGCAAGCGGCAGCGGCUUGCGCGUGGCAUUCAUCCACCCGGACUUGGGGCUGGGUGGCGCGGAGCGGCUGGUUGUAGACGCUGCAGCGGAGCUGGUGCGCUGCGGGCAUACGGUGGACAUGUACACGGCCUUCUACGACCCCAGCCGCUGCUUCGAGGAGACGAAAACGGGAGGGUUUGCGGUGCGCACCGCGGGCGGCUGGUUCCCGCGCCACUUCGGCGGCCGGCUCAUGGCACUGUGCGCCUACAUCCGCUGCAUCCUGGUUGCGCUGCACAUCGCCUGGCGCACCGUGUGGUCGCCCCGCGCCGACACGGCGCCCUACGACGUCAUCAUCGCCGACCAGGUGGCGGUGGUGGUGCCGGUGGUGCGGGUGCUCCUGCCGAGCUCGCGCGUGCUCUUCUACUGCCAUUUCCCCGACCUGCUGCUCACGCAGCGCACCUCGCUACUCAAGCGGCUCUACCGCGCGCCGCUCGACUAUGUAGAAGAGCUGAGCACCGGAGCGGCGCACCUAGUGCUGGUCAAUAGCAACUACACGCGCGGCGUCUUCAAGGAGACGUUCCGUCGCCUCGCAUCUCGCGGCAUGGAUCCCAGCGUGCUGUAUCCGGCCGUCGCCAUUCCAGAGGCCAAGGAGCUGGCGGAAGCCGCGGCCAGCUGGCGCAAGGAUCUGGAUUCCGAGCUGGCGGAUUUCAUUGCUGGCGGCACCACCUUCCUGUCCAUCAACCGGUUUGAGCGCAAAAAGGGCAUUGGGCUGGCCAUUGAGGCUCUGCACGAGGUCCUGCUGAUGCGCGCCGGAGGCGCCAGCGUCACGGCCAGUGGCGGCGGCGGCGCCGCCUCUGCCGCCGCCGGCGCGCCGCCGCCGCGGCUGGUGGUGGCUGGCGGCUACGACCCGCGCCUGGCGGAGAACGUGGAGCACCUGGCGGAGCUGCGGGAAGCUGCGGCGGCCAUGGACCUGCGGCACGAGGUGCGCUUCCUGCCGUCCUUCACAGACAGGCAGCGCACGCUGCUGCUGGCCGCCUGCCGUGCGGUGCUGUACACGCCGCAGCACGAGCACUUCGGCAUCGUGCCGUUGGAGGCAAUGGCGGCGGGCCGGCCGGUGGUGGCGGUCAACAGCGGCGGCCCCACCGAGUCGGUCGUCACCGGUGUUACAGGCUUCUUGUGCGACGCCACGCCCGUGGCCUUUGCCGGCGCCAUGGCCGGCCUGAUGGGAGGCGAGGGGCCGGCGAAGAAGGGGGCGGAGAAGGGGGGUGGCAAGGCGGAGGAGAUGGGGGCGGCAGCACGGGCACACGUGGAGGCCAAGUUCUCGCGGCGGGCGUUCGGGGAGGCGCUGGACGGGUACGUGCGGGGCCUGGUGGCGGGGGCCGGGGCUGGGGAGAAGCAGGCGGCUGGAAAGGCCGGUAAGGCGGAGCUGCGGUGAACAAGGGUGUGCGAGUGAAGGGCGGCUGCGAUGCGUUGGUGGCUUUGGUGUGCUGCGGGGACUUUCGUGGUAAGAACGAGGUGUAGAACGUGACAAGCAUUGGAUGGUUGGAUGAAUGAAGUGGUACGUGACCAAAGUUCAGACAAUACGAUUGCGGGGGAAAGGGAGGCGUGAAGGACUGUCGUCGGCGGGCAGGCGGGCGCCCGCAGUGCCGCAUGCCGACAGUUCGCGACUGCUGCGCAUGCGGCGCUACCUAAUAUACUCGCGCCACCAAAGAGUUUUCCAUGUAUAUAUUGAAAGUGAGGACCAUAUAA
Molecule: messenger RNA, 1861 nt
Organism: Chlamydomonas reinhardtii
Lineage: Eukaryota; Viridiplantae; Chlorophyta; Chlorophyceae; Chlamydomonadales; Chlamydomonadaceae
Exons: 3
Coding region: 132-1547 (471 amino acids)
Molecular function (GO): GDP-Man:Man(1)GlcNAc(2)-PP-Dol alpha-1,3-mannosyltransferase activity; alpha-1,3-mannosyltransferase activity
Source: RefSeq, a predicted model, not a curated record